This is a messenger RNA of Frankliniella occidentalis (western flower thrips), 4322 nucleotides long. RefSeq lists its product as uncharacterized. The coding region runs from base 163 to 4311 and encodes 1382 amino acids. Lineage: Eukaryota; Metazoa; Arthropoda; Insecta; Thysanoptera; Thripidae. The record is from RefSeq and is a predicted model, not a curated record. The transcript has 12 exons.
CUAGUGUGUGUGUGUGUGCGUGUGUGUAUGCCAAUGAGUGUGUGAGUGAGUGCAACAUGACAACCCCAAGCUGAAAGUGUCGCGUGUGCGAUAUAGUGUCUGUGCGUCCUGUGCGUGUGUGUGUGUGAUUGUGAGAGGGAGUCUCACCCUACAACCAACACCAUGCCGUCGUACAAGAUGAACUCCAUGUCUGGAUUAUCGGUGCUCAAGAAGCCUUUCUCGUGGAAGUUUGGAUACCCUCGCUUCCAGAAGAAGGUGAAGGUCCAUUUCCUUGAGAAGGAGUCCAAGGGCGGCGAGGAGGAGUUCCCCUGGGAGGACGUGCUGGAGGGUCUGACGGCCGACCCGCCGACCACCGUCACCGACUUCAGCUGGGACUUCACGCGCCACGAGCGGGUCGACCCGCUGCCCGACCUGGGCGUCGACCUCACGCACUCGAGCGCCUCGAGCGCCGCCAACUCCAACAGCGCCGAGGACGACUCGGACGACGCGGCAUCGCUGCGGGCGGUGGGUGGCCCGUCGUCCCGCCCGGAGGGGAAGGACCUGGACUGGGACCAGGACGAGCCGGACGCUGCCUACAGCUCCGUCAUACGGAGGGGCGCGCAGUCCCUGCCCGUGACCAUCUGCAGAGGGUUCGAGGAUGCUGACGACGGCCUCGGCGACGAGGACAACAGCGAGGACCCCGUGUACGCCAACUGCCUGCUGGAAGACGAGCCGCUGUACGAGAACUUCUCGCAUCAUCUGAGCGGACUGGGCGGCCUGGGCCACUACAUCGACCACGACCCGCUCGACUACUCGGACGACGAGGAGCACAUCUACGAGCACGUCCACCACGUGCACGGCCACCACCGCGACGGCGACGUGCACCCGCACCACCACCCGGUCAACGUGUUCCUGGCGCUGCUGCAGGGCUCGGCCCCCAUCAGCCCGGACCCCAACAUCUACGAGGUGCCCCCCGGCGCGAUCCGCUGCACCACCCGCGACCUGGACUGCUUGGACUCGGCGCGCAACAUCACCCCGCCCAGCGGCUUCCAGGAUUACGAGAAGCUCUCGUGGGUGCGAGCGGCAGGCAGCAUACGCAGUGCGGCCGCCUUCUACGACGACGACCCCCUCGACGGCCACCACUACCUGCGCGUCGACACGCUCCGGGACACUGUAGUGUCAGCCGCCGCCCAGGACGAGGAGGACCGCCACAAGCUCCCCGUCGAGGUCAUCUACUCGACCAUUGUCAAGCCGCGACGGAAAAAGAAGCAGCGUCCCGCCAUCUCCGCCAUGCUGCAGAUCGCCGCCAGCAUGCAGCCCACUCAGCAGGUCGCGCCGGACAGCCCACCCCAGGGCGAGGGCGUCGUCGUGGUCGCGCAGGUCGUCGACAAGGACACGGAGUCCCUGCAGCCACAGGGUGACGUCAACGACAACUUUAUUGUGGUUGACGGCACAGAGGGCCUGGUCAAGGACCAGCUGACCGUCGUUCAGGCCGAGGCCGACUGUGUCCUCGUAUCCGAGCUCUCCGAGCCAGUCAACGUCGAGGAGGCCAACUCCAUCAUCGUGCACGGUUUAGAGACCCCCGCUAGCGACGUGAUCAUCCUUACGGUGCAGCCAGACGACGAGGUUGCAGCCGCCCCGGCCACCGUCGAUGACGAAGACGUGCGCAAAUUCCAGGACGACGACCGCACGGACCUGGUCAUUGUCACACCGCCGACUCCUCCCGUCGUGUCCGACGACGAGGAUGCCGCCGAGGAGGCCGACACGGAGGCCGAGUCCGAGGUGGUGGAGGUUAUUGAGAUCAGCUCCGACGGUCGUUGGGACACCAAGGAGCUCCCGCCCACCGAGGUGGACGAGGCCCUCCUGCAGCAGCAGCAGGACGCGGACGCCAGCUGCUUCCAGGAGUGCCCCGCAGAGGAGGCCAAGAUCAAGCACGCCGCCAUGGCCUACGGCUCUCAGUACUACGUCAACGCGGCUGGCCCCGAGGCCAAGAAGCAACAGCAGCAACAGCAACGCACCGUGGUCCACGUCAAUGCCGAGCCCCUCGACAGCGAUCCCGCGGACACGACGGCCGCCUCCGUCAGCAACAUCGGCACCCAAAUCAUGAAAAAGUACGAGGACGAUCGGCAGAAGGUCCGCGACAGCCUCAACCUCCCCGACGUCAGUCUCCUCGACAUGGACGAGUCCAUGGAGGACAUCGAGCGCGAGCGACGGCGCGUGAUCGUGAACCAGGCGGUGCGCGCCAAGAGGAUCAGCUCGUGGAUCAAGAGCAGCGACCAGCAGCAGGGCGAGCAGGAGGACGCCGUGCUGCUCCCCGAGGACGCCAACCUGCACCUCAACGAAGACGGCGAGGUGGUGUACGACUCGAUCCUGCUCAACAAGCAGAAGACCAAGAGCUACUGGGAGCAGCUCAUGAUGGCUGCCGCCGCGCCGGGCUCCCCGCCCGCGGCGCCCACGCCGACGGCGACCUCAACGCAGCAGCAGCAGCAGGCGGUGGCGCCGGCCCCGCAGGUGGCCGCCGUGGCGCCCCAGAGCCGCGGGGACAUGCCAUCGCUGGAGCAGGCCGGCAGCGAGGUCUCGGAGCAGGAGUACUUCGACGCGCGCUCCACCGUGUCACCCGGCGAGCCGCUCGACGACGACGGCCUGGGCCCCAAGGUGGUCGAGACGGUGGCCAAGGCGUGCCGCCGCCUGGAGCGGGAGAGCCACGUGGAGCGCGACAUCCGGCUGCAGCGCGAGCGGGAGGAGCAGGUGGCCCGCGAGCGCGAGGCGGCCCUGGACCUGCUCCGCGACGACGGCUUCGUCAGCAUCCCGACCUCCACGACGGACGAGGGUAACUGCUCCGAGUACGGCAGCGAGGAGAAGGAGCACAGCAUCGACGGCAGCAGCAGCCGAGUGAUGAGCCCCGAGGUUGGCGCGCUGCCCCCCGGCCUGCCCCACGGACUGCCCCACCACCACCACCAGCGCACCCAGUCCAUGGACUCCACGAGCUCGGGCCACUCCUCUGGCUCGGGCUCCGGCUCGGGCUCGUCGGCCUUCAUCGCCGGCCCCGGGCGGCGCCGCGUGACCGUUAAGCCCCUGGCAGAGCCCGAGGACCAGGACGCGCCCGCUUUCAGGCCGACCAACGAGACUCCGAUCGAAAAGGAGAUCCGGCUGACGCGCGAGCGAGAAGCGGAGCUGGCCCGGGAGAAGGCGCUGCGCCUCGGCAUCAGCACCCCAACGGCCGCGGACCAGACCAUCAUCAACAACAACACCAUCGGCAAGAACCAGACUACCACUACCGCCAACAACAACAGCAACAACAACAACGUCGAGGUGGCGGAGAACAAGGAGUCCGUGCGCAACGCCACGAACCGCAUUCAGCAGGAGAUCUCCCGUGCCAACGAGCGCGAACAGGAGCAUAGGCACUUGAAGGAGGGGCCGCAGCGCUUCAGCACGCCCGAGUUCCCGGGCCGUGUCAAGCUGAAGAAGGCCGUGUCCACGUCUCACCUGGCCAUCCUGUCGAGCGAGCAGACGCCGGCCCCCGCGACGCAGACCCCCGUGGCGAGGCCGCCACUGCGGCGACUCGGGUCCACCGCGCCCCAGGGCCUCGUCUCGUCGGCGCCGCCCUCCAGGGCGCCCCUGGGACGCUCCGUGUCCUCCAUGGCGCCCGCGGGCUCCCCGACGCUGCCCAGCCUGGCGUCGCUCACCCUGGUGACGCCACGGCGCUACGCGCCCCACCCCAGUCAGAAGGGAGUCAUGCAGAGGUUCCUCGCAUCCAGGGGCAAGGUGAACCCGGUCGGCUUGGUGAGCAACGGCCCUUCAUCCGGGUCGGGCAGCGUGUCGCUCCCACCCGUCCUACCCCUGUCGCCUACCUCGCCGCUCUCCCCCAUGUCCCCCGCGGUGCCGCUGUCGCCCGCCCAGGUGCCGUUGUCGGCCUCGUCCACGGCCAAGAUGUCGGCGCUGGUGGACGUCAACAGAGAGCCGGAGAGAGAGGAGCCUGCGCCCGCGCCGGUACGGCGGGGCUACACCUCGGCCGAGGACAAGAUCCAGGAAGAGCUGAAGGAGAUGAGACGGCGGGAGGAGGAGCUCAGGCUCCAGCGGGCGAGGACCUUUGCGCGCUCGCAGCCCAAUCUACUGUCGCUGCUGGACGAUGUGGACGGCCCGGACUCCACGACUCUGAACGAGAGUUCGCCAGUCAUUGACAAACUACCCGCUAUGGCAGCAUUGCGCUCCGCACUAUCUAAUCCCAAUCUGCUUGAUGAUGAUUCGCACCACAACGGUUUGGACUCACUCAAUGAGAAGGUAAGUUUUAGUCAUGCCCUUUUUUGCUUGGAAUGGUUUCUGUUGCAUUGAAUGAUUUUUAA